Molecule: messenger RNA, 1300 nt
Organism: Suricata suricatta (meerkat)
Lineage: Eukaryota; Metazoa; Chordata; Mammalia; Carnivora; Herpestidae
Gene: ESX1
Product: ESX homeobox 1
Exons: 4
Coding region: 332-1126 (264 amino acids)
Biological process (GO): regulation of transcription by RNA polymerase II
Molecular function (GO): RNA polymerase II transcription regulatory region sequence-specific DNA binding; DNA-binding transcription factor activity, RNA polymerase II-specific
Source: RefSeq, a predicted model, not a curated record
CAGCCACUCUUGUUAACACUCACUCUGUUUUCUAACACGGCCUGGGAGCAAGCGCGCCCCUGUCACGUCCCACUGAUACCAACUAGAGGUAACGUGACCGCUAAUAGAGGACGUCUAACCGACGCGAGCGCAUACACUUUGAACCUGUGGAAGGCAACGUACUGUCUAUAUAAGGCGCGCAAGUCUCAGCCUCGGUCACUGAAGAAGUACUGGAGCCAGAAAAACAACUCACUGGGCAGUUCGUCCCAGUUCCUGCCGCCACCCAGGGAUCGACCCGGACCCCACCGAAGAGUCUACAUAUACGCUAGGUUUCAUCGACAGCACUUCGGACAUGGAGCAUAAUCUCGGGUGCAGCCACUAUGACGUGGGCUACCGCAGCGUGGGGGUCGGUAGGGAAGAGGAAGAACACAAUGAGAUGAAGACUACCUUGGCCUCUUCGCUUUUAACGGAAGAAGAGGAGAAUACAGCUUCCAAACUUAAGCGCGGAGCAGCGGCAGUAAACUACGUUGGUAUGAGAAAGCCGAACCUCUUCGACGACGAAAACCCGGAGGUCGGCUUCGGCGGCGGCUUGGCAUCCCCGCAGCAGCUGGAGGAGCCGGUCACCCCGGCCGCGGUGGGGCCACUGAUCGCUGAGAGGAAGCAGCGCCGCUACCGCACGUCGUUCACCCAGUUGCAGCUUCGGGAACUGGAGGACGUUUUCCAUCGCAUUCCAUACCCCGACGGGUUCACGCGAGAAGAGAUUGCAGGACGUCUGAAUUUGACCGAGGCCAAAGUGCAGGUUUGGUUUCAAAACAGAAGGGCCAAGUGGAGAAGACACCAGAGGGAAAUGAUGCUCAGAAAUAUGGCCUCUGUUGCCUUGGGCCCUCCUGUGGGAGUAAUCUUUGAUGGGCAUUAUCAUGCAAUUCCUGUUCUGGACCCUACAUUGAGAUAUGUUCCUCUGGUGCCUCAGGGCCUUAUGCCUCCUGGGCCACCCCUGCACCCUGAGCCCCCUGGGCCACCUCUACCCCAUGGGCCACCCAUGAUACCUAUGCCACCCCCGCCACCUGUGCUUCCCUUUGCUCUGGCCCCUGUAGAUAUGGCAUGGGCCCCUUUUAUCAAUGAUUAUUUCGCAGGUCCCACCUUCUAAAGCAUGGUCGUUAUAAUAAUUUUUCUGAAGUGUUUUUUUCUUCCAGAUAUAAAUCAUGCAUAGUACAAAGUUGAGUAAUUCUUCAAAUACAUGUUAAAUGAAUUGAAUAACUGAACAAAGUCAAUGUCUGUUGUUCUUGUAGAGUAUGUCUUCAAUAAAGUUUCAAAUAAUUGA